UACACCGCCACCCUCAGCGAGCCGUGGGUACGCCACUGUUAUACACGUUUCGUCUUUGUGUUUUUAUUACUGAUAUAUGCUUGUGGGGAUGGUACAAUGGCAGGGAGGGUACAUGAGAGGCUUUUUGCAAGCAUUUCUUCUUCGACUAAUCAAGGAACAACCUUGGUUGGCACUAAUCCACAACUCUCAGUAACACCACCACCGCCAUAUGUGGGGUCGCCUCUCUUUUGGAUCGGAAUUGGCGUUGGGCUCUCAGCACUAUUUUCAUGUGUUGCUACGUACUUAAAGAAAUAUGCAAUGCAACGAGCUUUCAAGACGUUAAUGGGACAGAUGAAUUCUCAAAAUAACCAAUUCAACAAUACAGCUUUUCCUUCAGGGUCACCUUUUCCAUUUCCAAUGCCUUUGACACCAGUGCCUUCCACCUCAAUGGCUCCAGCUGCUUCUAGAUCUGCAGUUGCAGUAGAUGUGCCGGCGACAAAUGUAGAGACUACACCAGCAACUAUUGCCAUAGAUGAAACAGAAGUUAAAAAGGAAUCUAAGAAACCUGGUAAGAAGAAUCUAUUUCUGCUUCUUGAUUUUCACAACUUACUGCAUAUAGCUAUUAUAGGUCAAAUGCAACUUGUGCAUGCCCUUUGGAGAUGUUGCUUCUGUUGGACAUAUAGAUCAUGCUUUUUUUAUAUUCUUCCUAUUAGAAUUAUAAUGAAACUUGUCCUAACAGAUUUUGUAGAUGUUUCUCCGGAAGAAGCUGAGCAAAAGAGUCCUUAUGAAAGCCUUAAAGAUGUCACCGGAACAAGUUCAUCCAAGGACACUCAGACUGCUGGGGCGGUUUCCCAAAAUGGAGCUGCGUCUAAGCCUGUGGAUGGUUCCCAAUGGUCCAAAUCUACCAGUACCUCUGCUGGUUCUGAGGGCACCCCAUCUCCCGGAAAAUCUAUUUUGUCAGUGGAAGCUUUGGAGAAAAUGAUGGAAGAUCCAGCAGUGCAGAAGCUUGUUUAUCCUCAUUUACCUGAGGAGUUGAGGAAUCCUGACACCUUCAAUCAUAAGUGGAUGCUACAAAAUCCACAAUAUCGUCAACAACUUGAGGAGAUGAUAAAUAACAUGAUGAGUGAAAAUGGUGAGUGGGACGAGCAUCUGAUAGAUUCUUUCAAAAAUUUUGAUCUUAACAGUCCUGAGCUUAAGCAGCAGUUUGAUCAAAUUGGGCAUUCACCUGAAGAAGCUUUUGCAAAAAUCAUGGCCGAUCCUGAAAUUAGACUAGCCUUCCAAAACCCAAGAAUUCAAGCAGCGAUCAUGGAAUGUUCACAGAACCCACUUAGCAUUUCAAAAUAUCAAAAUGACAAGGAGGUCAUGGAUUUUUUCAAUAAAAUAUCAGAACUCUUCCCUGGAGUGUCUGGUCCUCCUUGACUUUGUUCGUUCAUCCAGAUUUUCUAUUUGCUGGUAUAAAUAGGCUCAUCAUUUCUUUUUCAUGCCUCUAUGGUGGGGUUAAGUUAGAACAAAAUCUAAAGCCUGCAUGACUGAACAUACUUUCUCUUCCUUGUGGCCUGGCCGCAUACCGAGAUGCUUCUUGCCGCAUCCUUGUUCUAAAUAGGUACCGGCCAGUCCUCAUAGACUGAGUUCACCCUUGAGAGUUCUCUCUCGCCUCAUCUCAUGGUUAAAUAUAUGUAAAUGGUUGACGAGUUUUGGUGAUGGCUUCUAUGUUGUUUUCUUAGUUGUGAUCGGUAGUUAAAUUAGUUACUCUCCCACUUUGUUGUAUUUAAAAUGAUCAAUUCUGCUCAUAGCUUCUUACCUCUUGAUGGUAUGCUUAUAAAUUUAUAAUAUACUUCCCCGGAUCUGUCUA
This is a messenger RNA of Juglans microcarpa x Juglans regia, 1831 nucleotides long. RefSeq names its product protein TIC 40, chloroplastic-like. The coding region runs from base 97 to 1398 and encodes 433 amino acids. Gene Ontology annotation, biological process: chloroplast organization; protein import into chloroplast stroma. The record is from RefSeq and is a predicted model, not a curated record. Lineage: Eukaryota; Viridiplantae; Streptophyta; Magnoliopsida; Fagales; Juglandaceae. The transcript is spliced from 13 exons. Gene Ontology annotation, cellular component: chloroplast thylakoid membrane; chloroplast inner membrane.